This is a messenger RNA of Magnolia sinica, 2587 nucleotides long. Its product is annotated as probable disease resistance RPP8-like protein 2. Gene Ontology annotation, biological process: defense response to other organism. The record is from RefSeq and is a predicted model, not a curated record. The transcript has 5 exons. The coding region runs from base 74 to 1609 and encodes 511 amino acids. Lineage: Eukaryota; Viridiplantae; Streptophyta; Magnoliopsida; Magnoliales; Magnoliaceae.
GAAAAUUGUGACAAAAUGUCACGGUUUACCUCUUGCACUCGUUGUCAUUGGAGGGCUGUUAUCAAGGAAAGCAAUGCUCCCAAAUGAGUGGGAGAGAGUACUGAAGAACCUUAGCAGGCAAUUUGUUGAAGGUGAAUCACAAAUUGGAAAAAUAUUAGCCUUAAGUUAUGAAGAUCUACCGUAUCAUUUGAAGUCAUGCUUUCUCUAUAUAGGAGUUUAUCCAGAAGAUUACGAGUUCUUUGCAAAAGAGUUGAAUCGGUUGUGGGGUGCAGAAGGAUUUGUACAAACACUAGAGGAAGCCACAGAAGAUUGCCUAGUGGAGCUAAUCCAAAGAAGCUUAAUUCAAAUAGUGAAAAGAAGUUCCAUUGGGGGAGUAAAAAGCUGUCAAAUCCAUGAUCUUCUUCGAGAUCUCUCAAUCUCAAAAGCCAAGGAAGAAAAAUUUCUUGAUGGGGACACAAACUCUCUCUCUCCAUGUAAAGCACGUCGGCUUAAUAUGCAUCAUGGCAUCAGUAAGUACACUUCCUUAAACCAAUCCACUCCAUGCCUUCGCUCCAUCUUGUGCUUCACCCUAGACACAGAAAAAGUUGAAAACAAUCAGCUGAAGCUUCUUUGCGGACGCUUUCAUUUUCGUAGGGUUUUACAUCUACAUAAAAUAGAGGUAGAAGAAUUUCCAAAUGAAAUAGGUACACUUAUCCACUUGAGAUACCUUGCCAUUCAGGGCGAGUACAAUCUUGAAAGACUCCCAUCGUCAAUAGCCAAUCUUCGUAAUUUACAAACACUCGAGGUAGAUAAAUGUGAUGGAAUCGACGUACCUAGUGUUAUUUGGAAGAUGCAACAAUUAAGGCAUGUACGUGUACAAGGAAGAAUUAUAAGUGAAGGGCCUAAAGCAGGGGAGCUUAGUUUUCCAAGCAACCUACAAACUCUAAAAUAUAUAGAGGCAGGUGACUGGAUAGAGGAUUGCUUGGGAAAGCUGAUUAAUCUUAAGAAAUUAGGAAUAUCAACAUUAGAAUUAAGUGGCCAUGUAAAGGAAUUGUUGGACUCUAUUCCCAAAUUGGACCACCUCCAGUCUCUGACGCUACGUGGUUCCAAUUCCCGACGAAUCCCAUUUCCGCCAAUUUUAAAUCUGCAGUAUUUGUAUAAGCUGAAUUUGGUUCGAGGUUUAGAGAAGCUACCCGAGUCUUGUGAAUUCUCACCAAAUCUCACCAAGUUUACCUUGUCUGAAUCUAAGCUAAUGCAAGACCCAAUGACGACACUAGAGAAAUUACCAAAUUUUCGGAUUCUCAAAUUGCUUGCUUUUUCAUACUUGGGAAGGGAAAUGGUCUGCUCUGCGCAAGGGUUUCCUCAACUUGAUUCCUUGUUUAUGUGUAUCUUACCUAAUUUAGAGGAGUGGAGAGUUGAGGAAGGGGCAAUGCAGCGUCUUGUACAUUUACAUAUGUCUCAAUGGUUUCAAUUGAAGAUGUUUCCAGAAGGAUUGCAGCAUGUGACAGCCCUCAGGAAAUUGGAGCUAUAUCAUAUGUCACGGAGUUUCACAAAUAGGCUUCAACAAGACAUGGGAGAGGAUUGGCAUAAGAUUCAACACAUACCCUCCGUCAACAUAUUCCCCCCUUGAAAGAGAAAGACAGAGGUCCCAGCUAAUGCAAGCUGGAGCACCUUCGACAGAAAUAUGUUGCAGCUGGUUCUGAAGAUAAAUGUUGAGGUGUGGAAAUGUUGUCAUUGUUGCAGUUGGCAGUCAACGACAGGCUUUCGUUCUUGGUUGCAGACAGACUCAGAAUAUCUCCAAAGUAAAGCAGAUGCAUUGAGGUUGGGAAGUCUCAAGCUUGUGCAACCCAGCUCACUUACAAUCCGACACAGGCCUGGAUGGAAGACUUGCAACAUACAAGCUGCCCAUCAGGUGGGUCCCCACUUCUUGAUGCCACAGCCCAAAAAUUAGGCGAGUCCACUCCAUGGAAGGAUCGCCAAAAGCAAGGGCCUCACACCCUAGGAAUUCUAUGCAGGAAGAUCCAUUUUGGAGUUCCUCUAUUCUAAGCCCACCAUGACUUCACAAGCUGUUGUGUCUCAGACUAAAGAUGCUCAUUCAAAGUGGGAGCAACUAUUUUGAGUGUAGGCCCAGGGGUCCACAAUACUUAAAUGGAUACAUGAUCAAAGCUGUUCAUCAGGUGCAAGCCACUACGUGGCUUUCCUUGUGCAGAAUUCAGGACAUUGACAGGCAGGUUAGAAGCUUCAUUCUGUAAGGUUUUUUCACACAUCUUCCAUCUAUGGCAGAGCUUAUGAAAUUAAAGUUUGUAUCUCACAACUGUUGGCCCCACUUGAAAUAUUGCGAUGACCACUAGACGGAUGUGGAGAAUGCUGCAAUGGUGAUUCGACGGCGAUGAAAUGUUUGGAUGAUAUUUUCUAGCUUUACGAUAUCUGUAUCUUUUGCAACCAAUUGUUCGAUAUUGUACAAUGUGCUAAUAUUCAUUAUGAUUUGUGCUCUACCUCAAAUUACACAAACAAUUUAUGUAAUGUCUUAUUUAUUUCCUGUAUGCAUGUAUGCAUGUAAUGUACUGGUUCAAACUUGAAAUUAGAAGCAAUUUCUUUUCCUUUUUUA